Planococcus citri (citrus mealybug) is the source of this 1250-nucleotide messenger RNA. Its product is annotated as alpha-tocopherol transfer protein-like. The record is from RefSeq and is a predicted model, not a curated record. NCBI's taxonomy places the organism in Eukaryota, Metazoa, Arthropoda, Insecta, Hemiptera, Pseudococcidae. Gene Ontology annotation, molecular function: phosphatidylinositol bisphosphate binding. Gene Ontology annotation, cellular component: membrane. The transcript is spliced from 6 exons. The coding region runs from base 163 to 1098 and encodes 311 amino acids.
CUCGGAUUUAAUCUUGCUACUUGGUACAUGUGUGUCUGGUCGAUAUAAUUUCAUUCAGUUCUUUCGUCUGGAGCAAAGUUGUUUAGUUUUUUUUUCAAUAUUUUUAAAAAUACCAAUUUCGCUGGAAUUGGGUCGUUGACUUUGGAAAUAAUAUUAAGUAUCAUGUCGUCGAAGUAUUUGGAAUUGUGUACGAAAAGCCAACUCGAUGAUUAUUUUGCUGAAUUUGGCGCUACAGAAGAGUCGGUCAAAAAUGAUGUGAAAUAUUUGAAAGAAUGGAUGAGACAACAACCUCAUUUGCCAAAUAUAGAAGAUGAGGAAUGGCUGACUAAUUUUUUAUUAAGGUGUAAAAACAGCCUAGAAAGGACAAAAAAAUCGCUAGAAACGUACUACACGACAAGAGUCACAAUGCCCGAAGUUUUUCAAGAUCGUGAUCCGUGUACCAAAGAAAUGAAGGAGCUUUCGCAACGAUGCUGUUUAAUUCCUAUUCCAAAAUUAACCCCGGAAGGACACCGAAUCGUAAUUUUCAAAAUUUUCGAAAAAGGAAACAGCGCACCCAAUGGCGAUCUGAUCAUCAAAGCUACUCAAAUAGUAUCCGAUUACCUAAUGAAAGUAGAUAAAAAUCGAGGCCUGAUUGUAAUUAUGGAUUACGAAAAUAUCAACAUGAAUUACGUUACGAUGUUGUUCUCGACGGUGAAACAAUUUGUUACUUUAGUAACGAAAACUACUCCUUAUCGGUAUCAUAAAGUAUAUCUCGUUAAUAUUAUACCAGCGCUGGAACCGUUCUUCACUAUUUCCAUGAAAUUGGUGAAAUCAAAAUUAGUUGAAAGGAUUACAAUGUGGAGAGAAGGGUCUAAAAAAUUGUAUACAGUCCUACCAAAAGAAUUGUUGCCCGAAAAAUAUGGAGGAACUUAUGAAAAAACAUUCGAAGAGUUAAGAGAUCUUUUUUUCGAAGAUUUAACCUCGAAACAAGACUGGUUCAUUUCCGAUGAGAAAAAUAAAACUGAUUUAAGUAAAAGACCUGCUGACCAUCCAUUCGUAGAUGACGAUUCCAGCAAUUAUGGAGUAGAAGGGUCAUUUCGUAAAAUAUGUUUGGAUUGAUUUCUUGAUUUGCUGACAGUGAAUAAUGAUCAGUGAUCAAACUAAGUAUUUAUGAUUUUAUAAGAAAUUUUUUUCGAGUUUAAGAUGUUUGUAUUAUAAAUAUGUUUAUCUAUUCUUUGUGUAAUUUUUUUGAAAAAAGUUGAUUAUAUUAA